CACCCGGCUACUCUACCCCCCUCCCCUCUGUCCCAAAUCCGGCCCUCCCAUGGCGGCUCUGAACUGAAGUAUCUCCAUGCCCUAGAGCUGCCGCCGUGCCCUAGCCUACCGUUGCCACCGCCACCGCCACCGCCUCCGACUCCGCCUCACCCCCCACCUCUCACGCGCGUCGCCGCCAUCGCCGUUCCCCUUCGCGUCCCGGCUGUGUCCACCCCUUCCGCGGUUUUCGUUCCGAUCCGCCCGCGAUGGCGAGCGACAAGCAGCUCAGGGACUGGGUCUCCGACAAGCUCAUGUCCGUCCAAGGAUACUCGACGAGCGUCCUCGUCAAGUACGUCAUCGGGCUAGCUAAGGAAUGCUCUUCUACUGGCGACCUCGUGGGGAAGCUGGUCGAGUACGGGUUCUCCUCGACCGCGGAGACCCGCAGCUUCGCCGCCGACAUCUACGCCAAGGUUCCCCGCAAGGGCAGGGGUAUCAGUGAUUACCAGAAACAGGAAAGGGAGGCAGCCAAGCUUGUGCAGAAACAGAGCACUUACAAGCUGCUGGCCGAUGAGGAGGAGGAUGAUGUUGACAACCACACUUCGACCACGGCGACUGCGUCCUCCAAGAGUAGGAAGCAUUUUAGGAGGAAGGCCGAAGACCAAGACGAUGGGAAGGAUGAUGAUGAAACAGUAGCCCACAAUUCUGAGAGGAGUGUCCGAAGACGAACAGAAGAGGUGGAUGAUGAGGACGGCAAUGACGCCCUUGACGAAGAGCAAGAAAUUAUCCGAGACCAACAGGAAAGAGCUCAGCUAGAGAAGAACAUGAAAGAAAGAGAUGCGGCGCACACUCGAAAGUUGAUGGAGCGACAGUUAUCUAAGGAAGAACAAGAGGAGCUUAUCAGAAGAGCAGAAGCAAUGGACAAGAAUGACACUUCAGAUUUAAGAAAUUAUUCGAGGCAGGCGUACUUGCAAAAGCGAAGGGACAAAAAAAUUGAUGAGAUCCGGGACGAAAUUAUUGAUCAUGAAUACAUUUUUCAGGACGUGAAACUGACCGAAGCAGAAGAAAAUGACUUCAGAUACAAAAAGAAGAUAUAUGAUCUCGUCAAGGAGCAUGUUGACAAUACAGAUGAUGUUCCUGAGUAUAGAAUGCCUGAAGCUUAUGACAUGGGUGAAGGUGUCAAUCAAGAAAAGCGGUUCUCUGUAGCAAUGCAGCGAUACAAAGAUCCAGAGGGCAAAGAUAAAAUGAAUCCUUUUGCUGAACAGGAAGCAUGGGAAGAACAUCAAAUAGGAAAGUCGAAACUGCAGUUUGGAUCAAAAGAUAAAAAGCAGUCUGGUGAUGAAUAUCAGUAUAUAUUCGAUGAUGAUCAAAUUGAUUUUGUUAAAUCAUCGGUCAUAGAAGGAACUCAGUUUGAAGACGAUUCAGACCAAGAGACCAUCGAUGCAAAAGAUAUUUUAAAAAGGGAGCUCCAGGAUGAGCGGAAAACCCUUCCAAUCUAUAAAUUCAGAGAUGAACUGCUCAAGGCUGUUGAUGAAUAUCAGGUUAUUGUCAUAGUGGGAGAAACCGGCUCUGGUAAAACGACGCAAAUACCUCAAUAUCUUCAUGAAGCUGGAUAUACAGCAAGAGGAAAGGUUGCUUGUACGCAACCUCGUCGAGUGGCAGCCAUGAGUGUUGCAGCAAGGGUGUCUCAAGAGAUGGGUGUUAAAUUGGGACACGAGGUUGGUUACUCCAUAAGGUUCGAGGAUUGCACCUCCGAGAAAACAAUGAUUAAAUACAUGACCGAUGGAAUGCUUUUGAGGGAGUUUCUUGGAGAACCAGAUUUGGCUGGCUAUAGUGUUGUCAUGGUUGAUGAAGCUCAUGAGCGUACACUGUCUACUGAUAUCUUGUUUGGUUUGGUGAAGGACAUUGCAAGGUUUCGUCCAGAUCUAAAGUUGCUCAUUUCAAGUGCAACCCUGGACGCGGAAAAAUUUAGCGACUACUUUGAUUCAGCUCCGAUUUUCAAGAUUCCUGGGAGGCGAUACCCUGUUGAAGUUCAUUAUACAAAAGCUCCAGAAGCAGAUUACAUUGAUGCUGCCAUUGUCACAAUCUUACAGAUACAUGUGACACAACCCCCUGGUGAUAUCCUAGUGUUCCUUACAGGGCAGGAAGAAAUUGAAACAGUUGAUGAAAUCCUUAAACACAAAACUAGGGGCUUAGGCACAAAGAUUCCUGAACUAAAUAUAUGCCCUAUUUAUGCAAAUCUGCCUACUGAACUACAAGCGAAGAUCUUUGAGACAACCCCUGAGGGUUCUCGGAAAGUGGUCCUGGCCACUAAUAUAGCAGAAACUUCAUUAACCAUUGAUGGUAUAAAAUAUGUUAUUGACCCAGGUUUUUGUAAGAUCAAGUCAUACAACCCCCGUACAGGCAUGGAAUCCCUGCUUAUCAAUCCUAUCUCAAAGGCGUCAGCAAACCAGAGGGCAGGAAGGUCUGGACGGACAGGGCCAGGAAAAUGUUUCCGUCUGUACACAAGUUAUAACUACAUGCAUGAUCUUGAGGAUAAUACUGUUCCUGAGAUUCAAAGAACCAACCUUGCGAAUGUGGUACUUACACUUAAGAGUCUUGGUAUUCAUGACUUGGUUAAUUUCGAUUUUAUGGACCCACCCCCUUCAGAGGCCUUGUUGAAGGCCUUGGAACAACUUUUUGCUCUCAGCGCACUCAACAGUCGUGGGGAGUUGACCAAGACUGGAAGACGAAUGGCAGAGUUUCCAUUAGAUCCUAUGCUGUCAAAGUCGAUAGUAGCUGCCGAGAAAUAUAAGUGUUCUGAUGAGGUCAUCUCCAUUGCAUCUAUGUUGUCGAUUGGCAAUUCUAUAUUCUAUCGUCCGAAGGACAAACAAGUUCAUGCAGAUAAUGCAAGGUUGAACUUCCACACUGGCAAUGUUGGGGACCAUAUAGCUUUACUCAAUGUCUAUAACUCGUGGAAAGAAACAGACUUCUCAACUCAAUGGUGUUAUGAAAAUUAUAUCCAGGUCCGUAGCAUGAAGAGGGCAAGAGAUAUUCGAGAUCAACUGGAGGGACUUCUGGAGAGAGUUGAGAUUGAGGUUUGUUCAAACGCCAGUGAUUUGGAUGCUAUUAAAAAGGCUAUAACAUCAGGUUUCUUCCACCAUUCUGCACGUUUGCAGAAGAAUGGUUCAUAUAGAACUGUUAAGAACCCUCAGACUGUCUUUGUCCACCCUAGUUCAGGAUUAGCACAGCUACUUCCUCGAUGGGUAAUAUAUCACGAAUUAGUUCUCACGACAAAAGAGUACAUGCGCCAGGUGACGGAACUGAAGCCUGAAUGGCUGGUGGAAAUUGCUCCGCAUUACUACCAAUUAAAAGAUGUGGAUGACGCUGGUUCCAAGAAGCUACCCAAGGGGCAAGGACGAGCUGCGUUGUAGCUAGGACUCACAAAGCAUCUGGGUAAAUGUUCUCUAAUUGGAUUCAAAGACUAGCGCAUGAGGUUGCUUCUCUCCUCUUCCUGUUAGUGGAUUCCGUUUUGUCACUCGC
Messenger RNA from Lolium perenne, 3498 nucleotides. RefSeq names its product pre-mRNA-splicing factor ATP-dependent RNA helicase DEAH1. Gene Ontology annotation, molecular function: helicase activity; RNA binding; ATP binding. Gene Ontology annotation, cellular component: catalytic step 2 spliceosome; intracellular anatomical structure. The record is from RefSeq and is a predicted model, not a curated record. NCBI's taxonomy places the organism in Eukaryota, Viridiplantae, Streptophyta, Magnoliopsida, Poales, Poaceae.